Brassica oleracea var. oleracea is the source of this 1716-nucleotide messenger RNA. Its product is annotated as gamma-glutamyltranspeptidase 1-like. Gene Ontology annotation, biological process: glutathione catabolic process. Gene Ontology annotation, cellular component: plasma membrane. Gene Ontology annotation, molecular function: glutathione gamma-glutamate hydrolase. NCBI's taxonomy places the organism in Eukaryota, Viridiplantae, Streptophyta, Magnoliopsida, Brassicales, Brassicaceae. The coding region runs from base 1 to 1716 and encodes 571 amino acids. The transcript is spliced from 7 exons. The record is from RefSeq and is a predicted model, not a curated record.
AUGAAUUCUCGAACAGUAACGAUCGUUCUUCUUCUAUUCGCGUUUCUCCAAAACGCGGCGGCUAAGAAAAGACAGCACAGUAUUGUUGCGUCUAACGCUGCGGUUGCGACAGACCAUGGACAGUGUUCAAAAAUCGGAAUGAAUGUUCUUCGUCAAGGAGGGAACGCGAUGGAUGCAUCUGUGGCCGUUGCUCUCUGUUUGGGGGUUGUGAAUCCAGGGUCUAGCGGUCUAGGCGGUGGAUCUUUUGCAGUGGUUAAGAUGGCUAGUGGUAAAGAAACUGCUUAUGAUUUUAGAGAGGUCGCUCCUUUACGAGCUACUGAGGAUAUGUAUGGCGGUAAUCUUGAACUAAAGAAGAAAGGACCCCUAUCAGUAGCUGUCCCCGGGGAAGUCGCAGGUCUAUUCACUGCUUGGAAACAACUCGGAAAGCUACCAUGGAAGCAGUUAGUGUACCCCGCAGAGAAACUGGCAGCUGAAGGAUACAUGAUUUCUAAGUAUCUUUAUAUGCAGAUGAACGCGACCAGAGAUGAUAUUUUAGCAGACAAAGGUGGUCUCUCUGAGCUAUUUGCUUCAAAUGGUGAGCUCAAGAAACCAGGGACGAUUGUUCGUAACCCAAAAUUGGCUUUCACACUUAAGCAAAUCGCUGAACAUGGUCCAAAAGUGUUUUACAAUGGCACGGUUGGGGUUAACCUGGUGAAUGAUAUACAAAAGUUGGGAGGGAUAGUAACUUUGAAAGAUUUGCAUAAUUACAAAGUUAAAGUUAAAAAACCAUUAUCUAACGAUAUUCUUGGAUACCGAUUACUCGGUAUGCCUCCUCCUUCCUCUGGUGGCUCUUCAAUGGUGCUUAUUUUGAAUAUUCUUUCUCAAUAUGGAAUUCCAAAGGGUGUUGCGGGACCGUUAGGUGUUCAUCGACUAGUUGAGGCUCUAAAACAUGCAUUCGCGGUCAGAAUGAACCUCGGGGAUCCAGAUUUCGUCGAUGUUACUAAGGUUGUUUCGGAUAUGUUGUCUCCAAAGUUUGCACAAGAACUGAAGAAAAAGAUUAACGAUGACAAAACCUUUGAUCCUAAAUAUUAUGGUGGCAAAUGGAAUGAGAUUCAUGAUCACGGGACGAGCCAUUUCUCAAUAAUAGAUAAGGAGAGGAAUGUUGUAGCAAUGACUACUACAAUAAACGGUUACUUUGGGGCAACAAAGCUGUCUCCUAGCACCGGAAUCGUUCUGAAUAACCAAAUGGACGACUUCUCGAUCCCCAUGAAGCCCCAACCAGAUGUGCCGCCUCCAGCACCGGCUAACUUCAUCCGUCCCGGGAAACGACCUUUGUCUUCAAUGUCUCCCACCAUUGUACUCAAGGAUGGUAAAGUGAAAGCUGCAGUUGGUGCGAGUGGAGGAUUGUAUAUCAUCCCUGGAGCAACACAAGUUUUCUUGAAUCAUUUUUUCCUCAACAUGGAUCCUCUCUCUUCUGUCAUGGCUCCAAGAAUCUUUCACCAGCUGAUACCAAAUAGAAUUUCGUAUGAGGAUUGGAGGACGGUUUACGAUGAUCACUUCGAGCUUCCUAAAGAGACAAGAGACGUUUUGGAGAAGAAAGGUCAUGUUCUAACGCCGAUUGCUGAUGGAGCAAUUUCUCAGUUAAUAGUUGUAGAAUCCGGUGGAAAUUCAAACGGAACGAGUAGGCUUGUAGCAGUUAGUGAUCCAAGAAAAGGAGGGUUCCCCUCAGGAUAUUAA